This is a messenger RNA of Protopolystoma xenopodis, 204 nucleotides long. NCBI's taxonomy places the organism in Eukaryota, Metazoa, Platyhelminthes, Monogenea, Polystomatidea, Polystomatidae. The record is from the annotation of a GenBank genome assembly.
AUGUCUAACGGCACUAACAGGGUCUGGUUGGCACUAACAACUACUUGGACCUGGGAGCUCAUCGGUUGGCUAAUUGGCUCCUGGUACAGCAUUGCUGUAGCAGAGGAUUAUGCAACUGGUACACUUCGUCAUCAGCUCAUCCACAAGAGAGAGAGAGAGAUAGAAAAGGGAAUGAGUGUAAAGAAGCCGAUCGAUCUGCUCUAA